UGUAUUUGUUAGCCUCCUUGAAUUCACAAGGGGGUGAAGGGUCUAUGAUUGAUUCAGAUUUGUUGUAUGCCAAAGCUAGUUCAAAUCCUGUGAUAUUAUCUUUCAUCUGAAGCUUCUGGUCUUAAUUCAAGAACUUCGAGUAAUGGGCAAACGAAGUAUAGUGAUUCUUCUACUUUUGCUUAUCUUCCAAGUUCUGCUCGUAGCAGCACAGAAUGUACCAGCAUCCAAUCAAGACUUUACUGCUUUAUUAUCUCUCACUGAAUUUUGGGAAAACAAGCCACCAAGUUGGGUGGGCACAGAUCCUUGUGCUGCUAGUUGGGAAGGAAUCGAAUGCACCAAUUCAAGAGUGACGUCAAUAAAAUUGUUAAGCAUGAACAUUAAGGGAAGCUUGACCGCAGAUAUUGGGACAUUAUCUGAAUUAGAGACUCUGGAUCUCUCCUACAACAAAGGCAUGAGUGGAAGAAUUCCAGAUGAAAUUGGGAAUUUGAGAAAAUUAAAAACCCUGUCACUGGUUGGUUGUGAUUUCUCUGGUCCUAUUCCUGAAUCAACAGGAGCUCUUAAUCAGCUGACCUUUUUAGCUCUUAAUCUUAAUCGGUUCAGUGGGAAUAUUCCACGUUCGUUUGGCAAUCUAUCCAAUGUUAAUUGGCUAGAUAUUGCAGACAACCAGAUUGAAGGACCUAUCCCUAUCUCUGAUGAAGAAGGACCUGGUCUCGACAUGCUACACAAAGCAGAGCACUUCCAUUUUGGAAACAACCGCCUCUCAGGGCAUGUUCAAGAUAAGCUUUUCAGCUCAAAUAUGAUACUGAAACACCUGCUUCUAGACAACAAUAAGCUAAAUGGAAGCAUUCCAGACACUAUGGGAUCAGUGAAGACAUUGAUGGUGAUACGCUAUGAUCACAAUCAAAUGAGUGGAGAAGUGCCAAGUAUCAGCGAUCUCACAAAACUCACUGAUCUGAAUUUAGGCAACAAUAAGCUAACUGGCUCUUUGCCUGAUCUUACUGGAUUAAAUGAUCUCGCCUCUGUGGAUUUGAGCAACAACUCUUUUAAUUCUUCCGGUAUACCUUCAUGGGCUUCAAAUUUGCCAUAUUUAACUACAUUAUCAUUGGAAGACACAGGACUGCAAGGGGAAAUACCUAACUCCUUAUUUAAGCAGUCUAGCAUAGAGGCUGUGAAAAUGAAGAAUAAUCAGCUCAAUGGUACCUUGGAUGUUGGCAACUCCAGCCCCAAUUUGGAGCUUAUUGAUUUGGAGAAUAAUAUGAUAACUGACUUUGCUCAGGAAAAUCAACAAAUCAAUUUUGAUAUCAUACUAGCUGGCAACUCCAUUUGUCUGGAAACAGGAGCUGAUUCAAAAAAAUACUGCAGCAAGUCACAAUCUACUAGCACAUAUUCAACACAACCAAAUAGUUGUACAGCUCUUCCUUGUAGUUCUAACAUGGUUUCCAGCCCAAAAUGCAUAUGUGCAAUUCCCUAUACAGGAGUUCUGACUUCUAGAGCUGUCGGUUUCUCAAACAUAAGAAACACAAGUUAUUUUAAAGAUCUUGAGAAUGGCCUGUUGAGUACUUUCCAGUCCCUAUACCUGCCAGUGGAUUCAGUUUCUCUGAGCAACCCAGUCACCGACACUGCUACUAGUUAUUUUAGCUUGGACCUACAAGUCUUCCCAUCUCAAAGUGACCGUUUCAAUAGAACUGGAGUUUCAAGCGUUUCUUUCGUGCUAGCCAACCAGAUCUAUAAACCUCCAGAAUUUUUCAGCCCUUACUAUUUUUCCAGUAAUGAUAGCUAUGAAUUCUACGCAGAAGAGCCUUCAUCAAGCAAAACAAAUACGGGGAUUAUAGCUGGUGCUGUAGCUUCUGGUGUUGUCGUUUUGGUACUAUCCAUCCUUGUAGUAAUAUUUGCAAUCCGCCAGAAGAAAAGAGCAAAGGAAUUUAAUCCUUUCGCAAACUGGGAACAGAACAACAAUAGUGGCAAUGCUCCUCAGCUAAAGGGAGCACGUUGGUUUUCUUUUGAGGAGCUCAAGAAAUACAGCAACAACUUUUGUGAAGCCAAUACUAUUGGAGCUGGGGGAUAUGGAAAGGUUUACCAAGCUGUUCUUCCCUCUGGUGAACUGGUUGCUGUCAAGCGUGCUUCACAAGAAUCUAUGCAGGGUGCUGUUGAGUUCAAAACUGAGAUUGAACUUCUUUCAAGGGUUCAUCACAAGAAUCUUGUUGGUCUUGUGGGUUUCUGUUAUGAUAAAGGUGAACAAAUGCUGGUAUAUGAGUAUAUUCCUAAUGGCACUAUCAUGGACAGUCUUUCAGGAAAAUCUGGAAUUAGAAUGAACUGGAUAAGGAGACUAAAAGUUGCUGUAGGAGCAGCCAGAGGGCUAGCCUAUCUUCAUGAACUUGCUGAUCCACCAAUUAUACACAGGGACAUAAAAUCAAGUAAUAUCCUGCUCGAUGACCACCUAAACGCAAAAGUUGCUGAUUUCGGUCUCUCCAAACUCAAUGAUAGUGACAGGGGCCAUGUCACUACUCAAGUGAAAGGCACAAUGGGGUAUAUGGAUCCUGAAUACUACAUGACUCAGCAGUUAACAGAAAAGAGCGAUGUGUAUAGUUUUGGAGUUACAAUGCUUGAGCUCGUAACAGCAAGGAAGCCAAUAGAGCAAGGAAAAUUCAUUGUGAGAGAGGUUCUAAGGGUAUUGGAUAGAUCAAAAGAGUUUCACAACCUUCAUGCCAUUAUUGAUCCAACAAUAAAGCACGAAGGAAACCCAAAAGGUCUAGAGAAGUUUGUGGACCUGGCAUUGAAGUGUGUCAAAGAUCAUGCAGAAGAGAGACCUACAAUGGCUGAAGUUGUGAAAGAGAUUGAGAAUAUAAUCCAACUUGCUGGUUUCAACCCCAAUGCUGAAUCAGCAUCAACAUCAGAAACUUAUGACAAUGUCAGUGGUGGGAAGAUCUACCAUCCUUAUGUCGACGAAGAUUUUGCCUACUCGAGCGUUUUUCCAUCAGUAAAGGUAGAACCUCAGUAAAAGUUGAAGUUUUCACUUCUUUAGUUUCUUUUUCCUGUAAAUCCUUUUCCUCUUCAGAUGCUUUUAAUUUUUUCAGUUUGGUUUGUGAAGCUGUAGUAUAUGUAUAGGUCAUAUACAUAGGCUCCUUAGAAAUACUUUUUAAUUGUGAAAAGUACAUGCCUUUAUUAUUUUCCCCUAUGGUUUGAGAGGAGAAUAGGACAGAUCAAAAUUUGCACUUGUUUGUUUGUGUCAUGAGGGUGUAUUUCCAAUUUUGAAUGAAUAAAUAUUUGGGGUCUGGAAAAGUAUGCCAGCUUUUGUUA
This is a messenger RNA of Prosopis cineraria, 3297 nucleotides long. RefSeq names its product leucine-rich repeat receptor protein kinase HPCA1-like. Lineage: Eukaryota; Viridiplantae; Streptophyta; Magnoliopsida; Fabales; Fabaceae. Gene Ontology annotation, molecular function: ATP binding; protein kinase activity; protein binding. Bases 143 to 2998 code for a protein of 951 amino acids. The record is from RefSeq and is a predicted model, not a curated record. The transcript has 19 exons. Gene Ontology annotation, biological process: protein phosphorylation.